AUCGAAACCAGUCUAAUCAGUUUUUUUUGGCGGGAAUGUUCAAAUAGUGGCCACGGCUCUACAUUUCAUGAACACUUAAAGGUUCAAGAUGUUUUACAGCCAAGAUAUUCUCCAAAAAAGAGGAGGGAAAUUUGGCAAAAUAUGGCUUGCAGCCACUAAGAUGUCAAAGCUGACUAGGAGGGAGAUAGCCAUGGUUGAUGUGGAGAAAUCAUGUGAUGACAUAUUAGCAUACAUAGAAUUACGUAUAGUACCUAGUAAAGGAGCUCGGCGACCAAGAUUCUCACUGUAUUUGUCAGCUCUUCUCAUGUACGGAGUAGUCAGAAUACAUCAAAAACAUAUAGACUAUCUUCUUGGUGAUGUAUCAAAUGCUUUUCUCCGUGCAACAUCCCUGGCAACACUUAAAGUACACGACAUUGAUCUGCCAGAAACCCCAAAGGCAGAUCAGGUGACAAAUCCAGAAAUACUGGAGCAGGAGCUUUGUAGAGCUGAGGAUUUAUAUCUUAGUCAACUUGAUACAGAGUUGUUGAGGGCAGAAUCUGCCGAACUUGGUGAAUUCUGGAAUCUGAGCGGUCCAACACCAAUCCUAAGUAAUGGCAGUCCAAUACCAAAAAAGAGAAAAAGACGCCAAACCCAAGAUGAAUCAGUGCCUUUGGUAGCUGAUAUAGAGCAGAUUACAAUGAGGGAUCCCCCACCACUGAUUGUAGACACUCCCCUUUCACCUAUACAGGUUCCUAAAGAUGUAGAUCUUCCCAUGUUGGAUAAUAGGGAGAUGGAACUGUUACUGGGCCAAGUAGAGGAGCCUGCACUACAGGUAUCAGAUCUGUUACCUACCAGCACACCCUUCAAUCUAGAUGUAGACAGUGAUACCAGACAAGCAUUACGAUUCCAGCAAACUGCACUAGAAAGCCCCAGUCGUAUAAUACAGGAAGACAAGGAGAAAACUCCAGAACGACCUCCUUUGUCAACAGUACCAGAGACUCGUGCAGUGCCUCCUUCCCCAGGUGUCACUCAGCAAAUCAUUACUAGUCCAUUGCCAAGAAGAAACAUACCUGGACGGUCACUAGAGUUAGAAUUAACAGCUGAUGUUCCCAGUCCUACACAGCGUAAACGUAAAAGACAGCUGGCAUUUGCCGAUGCUGAAACACAGAUACCGAAGAACAAAAUGAAGCAGCAUAUGACAACAGGGAAAGAUACAUGUGAAAACUUUGUACUACCAGAUGUUCAUGGUGUUGGAGCCACUGAUCUGUUAGCUGUUGCAGGCAAAAAAGAAUUAAGAAAGGAACCAUGGCAUCAUCUGUGGGCAAGAAAUGCUCGUUUCCGUAGAAACAUCCCAGAGCAAGAUUUAGCAGAGGCAAUAUCACCACCUCCAUUACAGGCACCUGACCAGAUAGAUUUACCAACAGAACUGCCAGCUGUUGAUAUGUCAACACUUCAAAACCUAGGAGAAACCCUGACGCUAGGGCAACCAGCUGCUUUAUCACCUGUUGUACCUCCACCAUCUGAAGACCGUAGGAGAAGCAAGCGUAACAUUUCUACUCUAGAAGAAUCUGUGGAGGAGUUGCGAAGAAUAUCAAUGUCAAUGACUGGGACUCCAGCACCUGACAUAUCACUGAGAGAGAUUAACAGAGACGCGUCCACAUCUCGUAUAGAGACUCCACGACCUCUAGGAUUAGAUGAUUCUCUUAUACUGGAAGAAAGUCGAGACUCUAGGAAAGGCAGCACAAAAAAACGUAGAACGAGAUCUACAGCAUCUAAAGAUGAUGAGCAGCAAGCCCCGCCCUCUAUGAUGGAAUUACCCUCUGGGACCAGCCUUCAGACAAGCCACACCUCCACUGGUCGUACACUUUACGAUGUUGUAGAAGAACCAAGAUUCGAGGGUCAUUAUGUGGCAGUACCAUUGUUACAGUAUAUGACAGAGGACCAGGAACAAUUACAGGAGGAAUUACUAAAGUCUAUAGAAGGUGAUAUUGAGGAUCAGGCAGAUCAGUACACUACUUUCCUCAGUAUCUGUCCACCACAACUUGUAGACAGAAAAACUGCUGCCAGGAAAUUUUCUGCUCUACUAGAGCUCUGUGCCAAAGGAUCUGUUAUUGUCACACAGCAAGACUGUUAUGAGGACAUUUACAUAAGAAUGACCGAGUGAACCAAUCAGAGAUCAAAACUGCAAUAGACUAACAGAGUGAACAGGGCAUCAAAACAACAUUAGACAGGGCAUCAAAACGACAUUAGACAGGGCACUAAAACAACAUUAGACGGGGCACCAAAACAACAUUAGACGGGGCACCAAAACUACAUUAGACAGGGCACCAAAACUACAUUAGACAGGGCACCAAAACUGCAAUAGACAGGGCACCAAAACAACAUUAGACAGGGCACCAAAACAACAUUAGACAGGGCACCAAAACUACAUUAGACACCAAAACAACAUUAGACAGCGCACCAAAACAACAUUAGACAGCGCACCAAAACAACAUAAGACAGGGCAUCAAAACUACAAUAGACUGACAGAAUUUGAACUGGAAAUCUAAACUGACUGUAUAGCUGCAUUUGGCUCCAUUUUCUCAAUGUGCUAAACUUACAAAAAGUAGAUACUUUAAAUAAAACAAUAAAUUAGUUAAUACAUGUAUAUAACAUUUCUACUUUUCUGGCAGGAAAAAUUAUUUUCUUAACCUCUAAGAAUAGAGAUUACCAAAAGUGAACACUUAGUUGUUUUUGAUUAUCAAAAAGAUUGACUAAUGACUAACUGACUUGAUAUUUUAGUGCAAUGAAAUAAUAAUUGAAAUUUAUUAUUUUUCUUAAUGACAUUGUUAUUUUUAAAUAAGUAAUCAAAACCUUAUAUACAGUAUAUACAUGUCUGUUGCCCCUGUUAAUUAUUGUUCUUUUUAUUUCAAAUGAUGUGAGCAUUUGUUGUAUUUUUACAUUUGUUGUUAUUCAUUAUAUUUACUUUUAUUUUGUUGUUAUUUGUUAUAAUUAAUUUAUUUUGUUGUUAUUCGUUAUAUUUACUUUAUUUUGUUACCAUAUAUUAUGUGCAAUUUAUUGUUGUUAAUGAUAUGUCAUGUUAUUUCAUCAUGCAGAUUAAUAAAUCAUGAUUUAACUUGUUAUUUUAUUCACAUUGAUCAUUAUUCAUGGUUUGACUUGUUAUUUUAUCACAGUUAUUGAGAGUAAUAUAUCAUGAUAUUUCAUUACACUGACAUAAGUUAUUAAUCGUGAUUUUACUUGUUAUUUUAUCACACUAGCUAAUAAAAACAUGUUACUUUAUUAUACUAGAUAUUGAUAAUGGUUUAACUUGUUAUUUUAUCACAUUAGUUAUUGACGAUAAUUUAUCAUGUUAUUUUAUCACACUAAUUAAUGAUCACAUUAUAUCAUGUUAUAAAAACAUGUUAUUUUAUCACACUAGGUAAACGUUUUUAUCACACAAGUUAUUUAUAAUGUGUUUUUAGCUCACCUGUCACAAAGUGACAGGGUGAGCUUUUGUGAUCGCUUUUCGUCCGGCGUCCGUCCGUCCGUCCGUCGUCCGUCCGUAAACUUUUGCUUUAAAUGACAUCUCCUCAUAAACCACUGAGCCAAUUUCAUCCAAACUUCACAGGAAUGUUCCUUUGGUGGUCACCUUUAAAAAUUGUUCAAAGAAUUUAAUUCCAUGCAGAACUCUGGUUGCCAUGGCAACCGAAAGAAAAAUCUUUAAAUAUCUUCUUUUAAACAACCCUAAGAGCUAGAGCUUAGAUAUUUUGGCAUGAAACAUCUUCUAAUGAGUGUCUACCAAGUUUGUUCAAAUAAAAGCCCUGGGGUCAAAAUUGGCCCCGCCCCCGGGGGGUCAUUGAUUUUCCCUAUAUGCAUAUAGUAAAAACUUAAAAGAUCUUCUUUUUAAAGAACUGUAAGAGCUAGAGCUAAGAUUUUUGGCAUGGAACAUCUUCUAGUGAGUGUCUACCAAGUUUGUUCAAAUAAAAGCCCUGGGGUCAAAAUUGGCCCCGCCCCGGGGGGUCAUUGAUUUUCCCUAUAUGCAUAUAGUAAACACUUAAAAAAAUCUUCCUUUAAAGAACUGUAAGAGCUAGAGCUUAGAUAUUUGGCAUGAAACAUCUUCUAGUGAAUGUCUACCAAGUUUGUUCAAAUAAAAGCCCUGGGGUCAAGAUUGGCCCCGCCCCAGGGGGUCAUUGAUUUUCCCUAUAUGCAUAAAGUAAAAACUUAAAAAAUCUUCUUUUAAAGAACCCAAAAGAGCUAGAGCUUAGAUAUUUGGCAUGAAACAUCUUCUAGUGAAUGUCUACCAAGUUUGUUCAAAUAAAAGCCCUGGGGUCAAAAUUGGCCCCGCCCUGGGGGGUAAUUGAUUUCCCUAUAUGCAUAUAGUUUAAACUUAAAAAAUCUUCUUUUAAAGAACCGUAAGAGCUAGAGCUUAGAUAUUUGGCAUAAAACAUCUUCUAGUAAAUGUCUACCAAGUUUGUUCAAAUAAAAGCCCUGGGGUCAAAAUUGGCCCCGCCCCAGGGGGUCAUUGAUUUUCCCUAUAUGCAUAUAGUAAAAACUUAAAAAAUCUUCUUUUAAAGAACUGUAAGAGCUAAAGCUUAUAUAUUUGGCAUGAAACAUCUUCUAGUGAAUGUCUACCAAGUUUUGUUCAAAUAAAACCCCUGG
Molecule: messenger RNA, 4617 nt
Organism: Ruditapes philippinarum (Manila clam)
Lineage: Eukaryota; Metazoa; Mollusca; Bivalvia; Venerida; Veneridae
Product: meiotic recombination protein REC8 homolog
Exons: 18
Coding region: 89-2143 (684 amino acids)
Biological process (GO): replication-born double-strand break repair via sister chromatid exchange; mitotic sister chromatid cohesion; synaptonemal complex assembly
Cellular component (GO): cohesin complex; synaptonemal complex
Molecular function (GO): protein binding; chromatin binding
Source: RefSeq, a predicted model, not a curated record